Molecule: messenger RNA, 288 nt
Organism: Pneumocystis jirovecii RU7
Lineage: Eukaryota; Fungi; Ascomycota; Pneumocystomycetes; Pneumocystales; Pneumocystaceae
Exons: 2
Coding region: 1-288 (95 amino acids)
Biological process (GO): cell redox homeostasis; cellular response to oxidative stress; hydrogen peroxide catabolic process
Cellular component (GO): mitochondrion; peroxisome; cytoplasm
Molecular function (GO): thioredoxin peroxidase activity
Source: RefSeq, a predicted model, not a curated record
AUGGCGUAUGGGUCUGCUGUUUCUGUAUAUACUGACCCGGUUAGAGCGUGGGGCGAUUCAUAUAAUGCAAGAAACAAGAUUGUAAUUAAUCUUUUUCUAACAGACACGGAUGCAAACUUUUCCCGUUCACUUGGGUGGGAUCUUGAUCUUACAGCGUACGGGCUUGGUAUACGUACACAUCGAUAUGCACUUGUCGUUCAAGACGGGAUCGUUACCUAUACAGGACUCGAGCCAGAUCCAGGUGCAGUGACAGUUAGUGGAGCACAGGCAGUUCUUGCGGCGCUCUAA